AUGAAUAUGGAUAAAACCAAAUUUGCACGAGAACACGAUAGUGAAGAAAUUGAUUUAGGACAAUAUAUUGAUGAUGAUGAUGUAGAUGAAGAAAAAGAAAACGAUGUACAUGACAAUUUUGAUAUAUCUACAUCAGUAUUGCAUAUGUCACCAGCAAAAAACAAUUCAAUUAAUUCAAAAGAAAAUUCUAUGGAUAAAUUAUCCGAAUGUUAUUCGUCGUCUAAAUAUAAUAUUACUUAUACAAAAAAGAAUAAACCAAGUAUUGGUAAAGGAAAUUUAGCAUUACAUUUUCUUGAAUAUAUAUAUGUCUUUUCCAUAGAUUUCGAUACUGUAUAUAAUACAUCAUCAACAUCAAAUAAACGUCAUGUUGAAUCCGACAGUUCACUCGACGGAACAUCAAGAGUUGUGAAGAAAAAACGUGCCGACAUGAAUGACAGUAGUAAAAUGUUAAACAAACUAUUAAAUCGAAAGAAACCAUCAACAAAAAAGAAAAAUAAAACGACACCAAUUAUUGAUGAGUCGAAAUAUGUUACACGAGAAGAAUUUGAUUUGUUGUCGAAGGAUCAUACCGAUCUGAAAAAGAGCGUCAAACGAAUGAUUCCAAUAGUUAAACAUUUUCGUGGUGGAAAAAAAAUUAGUUUGGAUUCAUCAGCCACAAAUACAGGCCAAACAACAGCCUUAUCAAAUAUUGAAGAAAUCAAUAAAUCGAUCAAAAAAAUUUUUCGUGUCGAAGCAAGUGAAGUGACAGGUCCACGUGAUCGACCUACUAUAGUUAUUCGACAUUUAUUUCGAUUAUCAAAUCAUCUGGGCGAUUAUCUUUCAUAUUUGAAUGAACAUGCUGAUCUUUUACAAGCAUUCCUUCAAUAUCGUUGUCCUGGUAUUAUUGAUAUGAAAGAUACCUGGCUGGAAGUUGAAGCAGCAAUGAAGACGUUAGCGAAUGAUGUUAAGAAAAACUCUAAAACAAAGGAAGUUCGAGGAAGCUUUAAACUAACAGCUAAUCUACAACAACAACCAGCAGCUUCAACAAAUGAUGAAAUAACAGCACCACUUGACAAUGUCGAGCGUGAAGAAAUUAUAUAA
This is a messenger RNA of Rotaria sp. Silwood2, 1080 nucleotides long. The record is from the annotation of a GenBank genome assembly. NCBI's taxonomy places the organism in Eukaryota, Metazoa, Rotifera, Eurotatoria, Philodinida, Philodinidae.